AUGGAAAAACCAUUGGCGAGUUCUGGAGGACGGGCGCUCACUGAACACUUUGACUGGUUCCUGCGUAUCUUCUCCCAGCCCAGUGACCGACCGCGAACAUUUGGCAUUCAGAACGUGCGCCCAACGUUUGCUGUCGGUUCCGGUGCGCAGUAUAUUCUUAGUCGUCAGGAACUGAGCAGCUAUUUCACAAUAAACGCCGCUGGAGGAAUGGGCUUAACUCUCGGUAUCUACUGGGCUGGCGGGGUAUCAGGAGGCUAUCUAAACCCGUGUGUGGCAUUCGUCUUCUGUUUACGUGGUAAUACAGCGUGGUGGAAGCUCCUGUACUACGCCGUCGCAGAAUUCGUGGGUGCCUUCGUGGCCGCUGCCGUGCAGUUUGGGGUCUACUAUGACGCUAUAAACUACUACGACGGCGGUGUCCGGAUGACGGAGGGACCAAAUGCGACGGCGGGGAUAUUCUCGACCUUCCCCAACCCCAACGUGUCCACCCUCAACUGUUUUUUUGACCAGGUGUUUGGAACCUUUAUUUUGAUUGGCUGUAUCCUAGCAAUCACCGAUCGUAAGAACAUGUUACCUGACAAAGGCCUACUCCCAUUGGCUCUCGGCGGGAUCGUUUUUGCCAUCGGCACCUGCUGGGCCCUCAACUGUGGUUACGCCAUCAACCCGUGUCGAGACUUCGGGCCGCGCCUGUUCACGGUUGUAGCUGGAUGGGGCUUGGAACCGCUGAGCUUUCGAAACUACAACUGGUUCUGGGUGCCGAUAGUUGGGCCCGUGUGUGGCACCCUCCUGGGCUGGCUGGUGUAUUGGUUGUUUGUGGAACUUCACUGGGAACCAGACGACAUCGAUGACGCGAACGCGAUCCUGCACGAUGACAAACAAAUAACUAUGUGUCAACAAAAUGGAACGCCAAACAGCAUGAAAAAGUUUGGAAUAAAUAAUGAUGCGUUUAUCAGUGAAAAUCUACCAGAUCCAGUGUCAGACGAAUCCACCAAGCUUUGAUUUGAUUGGCCAUCCACUUCGAGGCCAUGGAUAGCUGUGAUAAGAACUUUUCAUCUGACCGCACUGACUUGCCCACGAUGCUAGAUUAACCCCAUAACUAUUAACUGAAGUCAGUUUCAUUGUUGUCCACAUACCGCGUAGAGCCAGAUUAACCCUAUAACUGUUACCAAAGUUAGUUUCAAUCAUUGUCCAUAUACCGCGUAGAGCCAGAUUAACCCUAUAACUGUUACCAAAGUCAGGUUCAUCGUUGUCCACAUACCGCGUAGAGCCGGAUUAACCCUAUAACUCUUAUUACUCUAUACAAGAUUCAGGAGGCUGCGUGUUCACGGUCGAUCGCUAGACUAGUUUUUGUGCCUGGCGUUCAUUAUAUAAAAUAGGUUUGCAUGCAAUGGGAACCAGUCAAAUUAUUGGCGAACACUAGGCCUCCUGAAUAUGCUUCAGUUUUCCAGCCUACUAUUCCGUAAACGCCGUCAUCAACCAGUUCCAGAGAUGGUGAGGAGACAGGCGCAUGUGCAGAGGGUGGUUUUAGGGGUCGACCACACCCCCUGCUCCAAGUUAAUUUUAUUUCCAGGCGAGCAUGAUCCGACCCCAACACUAUUCUGUCGCCACAGUCUAGACGCCUCCCCCUCCUCUGCACAAUUUCCUGCAGGUCGAUUCCAUGAACACGGCUACACUAAGGGAAAUAGCGAACACGUGACAGGACACCACCAUCAUCAGUUCUUCUUCGUCUCCUCGCUGGGCCAAUUGAACUAUUUCUCGUUCCAGCCAGUACACCACGACUGGUAUAUGAAAAUACCGUAUGUGCUAUCCUGUCUGUGAGAUGGUGUAUAUAAAAGAUCCGUUGCUACUAA
This is a messenger RNA of Gigantopelta aegis, 1847 nucleotides long. Its product is annotated as aquaporin-9-like. NCBI's taxonomy places the organism in Eukaryota, Metazoa, Mollusca, Gastropoda, Neomphalida, Peltospiridae. Gene Ontology annotation, biological process: glycerol transmembrane transport; water transport. Bases 1 to 996 code for a protein of 331 amino acids. The transcript is spliced from 7 exons. The record is from RefSeq and is a predicted model, not a curated record. Gene Ontology annotation, molecular function: glycerol channel activity; water channel activity. Gene Ontology annotation, cellular component: basolateral plasma membrane; plasma membrane.